Messenger RNA from Pocillopora meandrina, 4041 nucleotides. NCBI's taxonomy places the organism in Eukaryota, Metazoa, Cnidaria, Anthozoa, Scleractinia, Pocilloporidae. The record is from the annotation of a GenBank genome assembly.
AAGGCUAAAUGUUUAAAUCACCAGUAAGUUAAUAUUUUUUUGCGUUUUUAAUCGUUUAGUCAACGGCAUUUAAGAGAACCCUAGCAAAAGGACUGCAGAAAUUAUCUGGAGCGUAUUUAUUCAGCGAUAUUCAACAAGUCAUCUUUCGUAAGGUAAGGGACACUUUAGUGAACCUAGGAAACGCAAGACGUGAUAAAAAGAUUUGAAUUAUGCGCGCUCAAGCUGUGAAUGUAUAAAGAAACCAGUUUUAGGUUGUAAUUACUUGUCUCCACAUCCGUGAGAUGCUCCUAAAGUACCAGUUGUUGUAUUUUCAUUACUUAAUUAGCUAAUUGACUGUUUUUUCUGAUAGUCAAAACAUUUGGAGUUCAUUCCGUCAAUUUUUUUCCUCGUUAUUUCCACAAUAAGUAAACAGAACCGAUACUUUCUAUCGUCUUAUAUUUAUUACUUCCCUAGUAAUCCUACAUUGUAAAAAAUAAUUUUACAUUUGGACUUGACCUAAAACCUACUUAGGCAAAUCGUGUUACCUCUAUAACUUUUAGGAGUUUAAUACAUGAUGAAUCUUAACCUUAUUCCCUUUUUUGCGACAUUUUCAGUUAAUUUACUAUAACAGGUUGCCUCAAAUUUGUCUUCAUUUCUAUUAAAGAACUUCGUCAUAUUUAUAAAGGGCGCUUAAUCUAGGCGUAUGCAGUGUUCGUUUGCAUCCCACCCUUAUUUUAUUUCUUUACACUUUACAGUCCCGUCGAAUAUAUCCAUGACCGACUUACAAAUCCUUGCUCUGUUCUGUUGCCUUGUACCAUGUCUGUCCAUACAGUAUCUUGGGGGUCAGGUCAUUCCUCAGUACUAUCUGCCUUACGUUCUCCGCUCAGAAGUCCCGAGACCUGUCCCCAGGCCUAUCCCACGAUCAACAAUAAUGAGCCCCGAAUUAGCCCGACUGUAUGCGGCAAAGAAACAAGCGAUAAAGAUAGCAAAGGAUAUUGACUCGGAGAUUGAGCACUAUGUUCAGAAUCAGCUCUAUCGCAGAACCUUCGAUACCAACGAUAUGAACUUCCCAUUCUUCAAUCCAAGACCUACGAACCCUUUGUCCGCUGCUAUUGGUGCUCAAGGUGGAGUCUGGUUCCCAGGUCCAUCAGGAGCAGGUGUCGAGGGAAGCCGCAUGCUUGAAGGCCGGGCAAAUCAAGUACCUCCUUUUCGUAGAGCCCAGGCCUCACGGACACCAAGUCAGAGCAGGUUAGCUAGAAUUCUGCAAGUACCGCAAAAUGUCGGUAAUACACAGGUUCCUCGAACAUUCACGCCAACUGGGACCCAGUCUACACCAGACCCCUCCGAUGAGAUAAAUAGUAAGUAAGGCUGCUUCGGUUUGAGCGAUUUUCGAUUGAGUGUCUUAAAACCAAAGAUUAAAUAUUACAAGUUAAGGAGCCAAUUAGAAAUCACUCUGAAAAUAAGCAAACUAUCUGAUGCACGGAAAAACGUAAAUGACUGAGAUGCGAUUGGACUAGUUUCGUAUCUGAUUUGUCGCGAGUGUGGCGCGAGUUUCUGGACCAAUCACAAUGCGAGCUAAAGCAAAACCAAUGCAUUCCGGCUUUUCUAUCGGUGCUCAAUUGAAAAUUGCUCUUUGGGAUGCAAUUUUUUUAUUUUACAAGAGAGGAUUGUGCUGAGAGACUAAACAUCUAUAUUUACCAGCCUCGUUACCAAGGACAAGGUUUCUCAUGUUCCCAUUCCAUUGACUCUGAGAAUGGGAUAACCAUCCCAGGUAAUAUUUUAACUAUUCCCGCUUUUUUAGAACCUAGGAAAUCUAGUGUAACCAAUUAUAUAUCGCGAAGUUUGCUCACGUGGGUCUCACGCGCGGAGACCAUUCCUUUCCCGCUUAAGUGUUUAAAGAACAUACGAGCUACCCGUACGUGAAAUCUAAUCUGUGUAACUGCAUUUGAGUGUAAAAGUGCUUGGCAGGUAUUAUCUAUGCAAUAUGAAGGACACAAUUUCGAAGCUUGAUCCGCUCUUUGAUGUUGAAACUCAUGAAAGGAACUGACAAAUAUCACAGGUCAAACAUCGUUAUGUAUUUAAGUGGGUCAUGGAGCACUUUUUGACCGAGUGUUGGGAAGCCAAAAUCAAAGUUAUCAUAGAGGCGAAUCAGAAGAAAGGAAAUAUCACAAGAAACCAAUUAGAACACAAAGUGAAAAGAAAAAGUGCUUGAAGCGCGGGAAAAAGCGAGUGACUGAUCGGGUUGGGUUAUAGCUUUCAACUUAGUCGGUUAAAGCAUUGAAACGUUUCUGAGGCAGUCAGAGAGCGAAGUGAAGCAAAAACAACACAAUCUAGGAUUUCUUUCGACACUCAGUUUGAAUUUCUCUAAUAGGAGAGAGAGAAACAAUUAAAUGUCAUCUCGCUUUUCCAUAAAAGCGUGAUAUGUCUCGAUACCACUAAUAUUGCAGUGUUUUCCUUACUCAAAGUUCAAAGACUUCUCACAACAUUGUAAGAAAUCUAACCAGUCGGUUCACGUAAAAGAAAACAAUGCAAACAAGUACUCUUGAAUCAUAUUCCCCCACAAAAAUAAAACAUGAAAUGAAUCCUAGAUUACCAUCUGAUUAUUUUGAGGAACCAUCUCGUAAUUCACCUUGCCGUCAUUUGAGAAUUAAAUUUGUAUAUUGAAGAUAAGAUGGGUACACAAAUUUAAAUGAAUAAUUGACUCAACAACAAAAGAAACAAAUUUAAGUGUAAUUUUGUCCUUAGAGGUCGGACUAUUUCUUCCCCCAGGCCUCGGAAAUCCCACAGAAUUUGAUCAGAAAUGCAUGGUACUUAAACUGACGUUCGAAAAGUCAAACGGUGACUUGGUGUUCGACGACUCACUACAGAAGAACAAUGGUCGGCUACAAGGCGAGGCUCAAGUUUUAAAAGACCAUGCCGACCAGGGACGGUCUGUUGAUUUUGGGAACAAUGGAAAAAUUGUUCUUAAACCUGGUUUCAAGGGAAAACCAAAGAAGUCCAUCGCGAUCUCACUGUGGGUCAAGCUAAAAAACGUUCAGGGAGUUAUUCCUCUUAUCACAGCCACCGAUGAAAGAAACUUUGUUCGUUAUGGCCUACAACUGCGCAAUGGCAGAGGAGAAUGGGUGCAUAGAGGGGACUCGGGUAGGGAGUUGUUUCGUAUCCAGUCCAGCACUCCAGAUGUAACUGCUGAAAAAUGGCAUAACAUUGUGGGCAGCUUCGACUCCAUGUCAAGGACUGCGUCACUCUGGGUGGACGGCAAGCAAGUAGGCAAAGAAGAUGGAAUCAGCGGUGUACUCUCACAGAAGUGGAACAAGCUAACCAUAUUUGGAGGGAAAGCGCGUGGAGACAUGGACAAUGUCUUUAUGUUCAGAUGUCCACUGGACAAAACCAAAAUCGUAGCUCUGUAUGUGUCUGCAGCAUCUCCUAAAGAAGUCAAAAGAGAUUUAAUUCCAAGACCUAAAUGAUGUGGGGUAAUUUUAAGUGCAACCGAGUGCGGAAAGUAUUCCAGGAUUGCUUUGGUUUUGCUUUACUAUCCGUGUAAUCAGUCUUGAAACCUCGACAAGGAACUAGUAAGAUGCAUAACUUACAUCCAAUCGCAUCUCAGUUGCUAAUUUUUUCCUCGGUUGAAGCCGUUUUCAUGUACAUUUUGCUUCAUAAGUCAAUGGUUCCACUGGCCAUGCUGACCCAUUGAUACUGAAAUGGACCUUUUGUUCUUAUUGAUUGGGAUCCCUUCGUUCGGCUUCAGUUUUAUGUUUAAAACCCCUGUUAGUGGUAACACGACUUUGGGUCACCUUAAUUAUUAAUAAAAAAUCCAGGGUAAGUUUUGUUAAACUAUUUUCCAAUAGCUCAGUUUAACUUACAUUUCAGAUGCACGAUUAAAUAACAACCAUUGACUAAUUAAAUUCUGUAACCCAACUGCAACUAUCCACUUUCAAUGCUUUCUGUGAUCGUUAAGAGAGAAAAUAAUCACUCUCCGCAGUAAAACUAAAAAAACCUAACUUUCGCUGAUCAUUUGCUAAUCCAUGUAUGGCCACGUAUCUAGAUUACUUGUACUUGAAGAUU